Messenger RNA from Marmota monax (woodchuck), 7957 nucleotides. RefSeq names its product ubinuclein 1 (gene Ubn1). The transcript is spliced from 17 exons. Gene Ontology annotation, cellular component: nucleus. Bases 2332 to 5739 code for a protein of 1135 amino acids. The record is from RefSeq and is a predicted model, not a curated record. NCBI's taxonomy places the organism in Eukaryota, Metazoa, Chordata, Mammalia, Rodentia, Sciuridae.
UGGCCUUGAAUUUGUCAUCUUCUUGCCUUAGCCUCCUGAGUUGCUGGGAUUAUAGUCAUGAGCCACUAUGCUCCGGUUCCCUUAAAUGUUAUAAAUGGCAUUUAAUAUUUUUAUACUUUCAAAUAUUUCAAAUUUCGAAAGAGGUGAACUUGUAAAUCUAAUAGUACAGUCUUUCCAAGAACUUAACAUUUGUUAAGUCUAAACAUGUAAGUCAGGUUUUUUAAAACAUGUAAAUACUUUAGAAGUUUAACAGUUCAAAUUAAGAUUGUAAAUCUAACAUGUCCUUCUUUAAUAUAUCUGGUACUUGCCAGGUGCAAUAGUGCGUGACUGUAAUCCCAGUGACUUAGGAGGCUGAGGCAGGAGAGUCACAAGUUUGGAACUUUAGUGAGACCCUGACUCAAAGAGUUGAUGAUGUAGCUCAGUGGUAAAGCUCUCCUGGGUUGGAUCCCCAGUACUGGGGGAUGGGGAUAUAUGUGAUUCUCUUAAAUGUUUCAAAUGACUUAGGACAAAUGAUAGCAUAUUAUGAUUGAUUAACCACAAGUCUAACUUGUGUUAAUAUACAAUAGGUUGAUUUACUUUGUCCUCUGGUUUUAUUUAUUUUCUUCUUUCUUUUAAUUUUCUUUGCAGGGCUGGGGAUCAAACCCACGGCCUUGUGCAUGCUGGGCAAGCACUCUAUAACUGAGCUACAUCCCAGCCCUGUCCUCCAGUAUGGUCCUGCUUUUAUACUGUCUUACACUUGCACAGUUGCUUUUGCAACUUAAGAGGAGCAGUUUUAAGGUCUAGGUGGAUUGAAGUUGCAGUCUCAACUUGGAAUGAAAUGAGGUUAUAUUUUUAAAUUACCAGCUGUACAGGGACAUUAGGAUCUGGUUGCCAUCUCUAGUAUGGCCUUUCUUUUUCUUUUUGGUACUGGGGAUUGAACCCAGGGAUGGUUAACCACUGAGUCACAUCCCCAGCCAUAUUUAUAUUUUAUUUUGAGAUAGGAUCUAAGUUGCUUAGGGCCUUGCUAAGUUGCUGAGGCUGGCUUUGAAUUCCUGACCCUCUUGUCUUGCCCCCUGAGCUGCUGGGAUUACAGUUGUGUGCCCCUGUGCCCAGCUAAGGAUGGCCUUUCUUCCUCCUAUUGAACAUCCUGCUGAUUCUCUUCUUACAGUGGGACUGUGUCUGCUCUCUCAGUGGGAGACCUGUAAGCUUUCAGCUGGAUUUAUUUUCACAGUCCAGUGUGUCACACAUAUCCCAAGAGCUGUGAAUGUUUCUUUGGAAGUGAGUGUGUGGGGGGGAUUCUUUUUCAGCAUCUUUGUGCACAUUAGUUAGUAAGUGGUCUGCAUACUGGCCAACCUGUUUCACUGCCAGUCACUUUGCUGCCUGAUUAGGAAGAUUUUAACUCUUAUAGUUUUUAGAUAUUUUUCUUCCUUGUCUGGUCUUAGAUCACAAUUUUACGAUUAUAAUGAAAAGAUUGGAUACUGGAUAUGUACUAAUACAUCUACAUGUAUGAGAAUAUAUACAAAUCUCCCUGAAUUAAUUCAUAUUUGUGAUUCAUUUACAAUCAAAGUAUAGUGAGCCUUCUGGGAGAACUUGCCAAAAUGAUUCUAAAAUUGAACUGAAAUAAUAAAUAGGCUGGAAAAGCCAAAUAUUAUUUUUAAAAGACAAUAAGGAUGAACUUUUAAUUCAAGAUAUUAAAACAUGCCAGAAAACUUUUCGAAACUUUGCUAUUGAUUUGGUUAAAAAUCUCUUAAGUACUAGAUUAAUAUAACAGAUGGCUUUCAGAAUUAGACCUUACAUAUCUGAGGCUUUACUCGAUGAUAUAUGCCAAAUCAGCAAGGGGAAAAGAAGAUUAUUUAGUGAUUGAUGCUGGGGAGAAACCAAGUUAGAGCCUGUCCUCUUGCCUUAUAGCAUAGUAAGUUCAACUUGGGUUAAGGAGUUACAUGUGAAAAAUGUAUAUAUGAAUGACCUUAUCAGGGGAAUCUUAUAUAAGAUCUGAUUGGAGAAGGCAUAAAAAGAAAUUGUAGGCAUAAAAAGAAAUGGGAAGAAUUGUAUGGGAUAAAAGUUUUAACUGCAUCAUUCUAUCAUCUUUUGACCUGGAUCAUGGGAUUUGAGGUGAUUAUCAUAUAGUUAUGAAAAAAAUUAUAUUUAGAAUGAGUAUUACUUAAGCAGAAGAAAAAGCAAUAAAUAGCAACAGAAAUAAAUCCAACAAUGGAUUCUUCUUGAUAAUGAAAUUAUUUUAAACUUAAAUCUAUAAAGGAAGUGUUUGUUUUUAUCAUCUUGGUUUGACCUGGCCCUUCUUUUCAAUGUUAACAGAAGCCAUGCAGUGACACCUGCUAAGACUUGUUGGUAGCCAUGUCGGAGCCCCACAGGGUCCAGUUCACCUCUCUCCCAGGUUCUCUGAAUCCUGCAUUUUUGAAGAAGUCCCGGAAAGAGGAGGUUGGGGGAGCAGAACAGCAUCAGGACUGUGAGCCAGCUGCGGCAGCUGUUCGAAUUACACUCACCCUCUUUGAACCAGAUCACAAACGCUGCCCCGAGUUCUUCUACCCAGAGCUGGUGAAGAAUAUACGAGGAAAGGUGAAAGGCCUUCAGUCUGGAGAUAAGAAGAAAGAUCUCUCAGAUCCUUUUAAUGAUGAAGAAAAGGAAAGGCAUAAAGUGGAAGCCCUUGCACGGAAAUUUGAAGAAAAAUAUGGCGGAAAGAAACGUAGAAAAGACCGAAUACAGGACUUGAUUGACAUGGGGUAUGGUUAUGAUGAAUCUGAUUCCUUCAUCGAUAACUCUGAGGCGUAUGAUGAGCUUGUUCCUGCUUCUUUGACCACAAAGUAUGGAGGAUUUUACAUUAACUCAGGAACUCUGCAAUUUAGACAAGCAUCCGAAUCUGAGGAUGAUUUCAUUAAAGAAAAGAAGAAAAAAUCUCCAAAGAAGCGGAAGUUGAAGGAAGGUGGUGAGAAGAUAAAGAAGAAGAAAAAAGAUGACACUUAUGACAAGGAGAAGAAAUCGAAAAAGUCCAAGUUUUCCAAAGCCGGCUUCACAGCCCUCAAUGCCAGUAAGGAAAAGAAGAAGAAGAAAUAUUCUGGGGCUUUAAGUGUUAAAGAGAUGCUAAAGAAAUUUCAGAAGGAGAAAGAGGCUCAGAAAAAGAGAGAGGAGGAGCAUAAGCCUGUAGUGGUCUCAUCGGUGGAAGCUCAGGGCCUGCGGGACUUGGAGGGUGCUUCUGACCCCUUGCUCUCACUCUUUGGCUCCACUUCUGACAAUGACUUGCUCCAGGUGGCCACUGCCAUGGACUCACUGACGGAUUUGGACUUGGAGCAGCUGCUCAGUGAGUCUCCAGAAGGAAGCCCUUUCCAAGAUAUGGAUGAUGGAAGCGAUUCCCUUGGGGUGGGAUUGGACCAGGAAUUCAGGCAGCCCUCUUCCCUCCCCGAAGGCCUGCCAGCACCCCUGGAGAAGCGCAUUAAGGAGCUGGCUCAGGCUGCCAGAGCUGCCGAGGGAGAGAGCAGACAGAAGUUCUUCACCCAGGAUAUGAAUGGCAUCCUACUAGACAUAGAGGUGCAAACUCGGGAGCUGAGUAGCCAGAUCCGUUCUGGGGUAUAUGCCUAUCUCUCUUCAUUCCUGCCCUGCAGCAAGGACGCUCUGGUUAAACGUGCUCGAAAACUUCACCUCUAUGAACAGGGUGGGCGCCUGAAGGAGCCUCUCCAGAAGCUCAAGGAAGCCAUUGGCAGGGCAAUGCCUGAGCAGGUGGCCAAGUACCAGGAUGAGUGCCAGGCACACACGCAAGCAAAGGUCGCUAAGAUGCUGGAAGAGGAAAAAGACAAGGAGCAGAGAGAACGGAUUUGUUCUGAUGAGGAAGAUGAUGAAGAAAAGGGUGGCAGGAGGAUAAUGGGACCAAGGAAGAAAUUCCAGUGGAAUGAUGAAAUCAGGGAACUGCUGUGCCAAGUGGUGAAGAUCAAACUGGAAAGCCAUGAUCUGGAGAGGAACAAGGCCCAGGCAUGGGAGGACUGCGUGAAGGCCUUUCUGGAUGCAGAGGUCAAGCCUCUCUGGCCCAAAGGCUGGAUGCAGGCCAGGACUCUGUUUAAGGAGAGUCGACGAGGCCAUGGACACCUGACAUCAAUUUUAGCCAAGAAGAAAGUAAUGGCCCCUUCUAAAAUCAAGGUGAAGGAGUCAUCUGCUAAGCCUGAUAAAAAGGCUUCCAUCCCAUCAGGAGGACAGAUGGCUGGCUCCACUGCUUUGCCAUCGGAACACCAGGGAGGAGGCCUGAACAUUGGGUCCACGAGUAGGGAGCCCCCAUCCCAGGUGUCUGGUGGCCUCACUAACCCUGCUCCUGUCAACCUGGAGGACUCAUUGGAUGAAGACUUGGGCCAUGAUCCAGCCUCAAUGGAAGCCGUGUCCAAGGAGCUGGCCGUGUUGAAUAGCAGAGUGGCUGGGAGCUCUGAGUUCACAAUGGCUGCACCCUCCAAAGCACCAGCAGAAAAAGUCACAGGUGUUUUGUGUGCGGAAGAGAAAAGGAACUUUGUGAAACCCAACCCCUCGGCACCACCACCCGCUAGCACACUGCAGUCACCCCUAAAUUUUCUGGCUGAACAGGCUCUAGCACUGGGGCAAUCCUCUCAGGAGAAAAAACCAGAGAGUUCUGGCUACAAAGAGCUGUCCUGCCAGGCUCCCCUCAGCAAGGGCCUGCCAGAAGUACACCAGUCCAAAGCAAAGCACCACAGCUUGCCACGGACGUCUCAUGGACCCCAGGCGGCAGCUCCAGUACCUGGCCCCCAAGUCAAAGUCUUUCAUGCGGGCACUCAGCAGCAGAAAAAUUUCACGCCCCCAGCUCCAUUUGUCAGUAAACUCCAAGGCCCAAAGGCUUCCUCCCCACAGUGUCAUCGUUCCCUUCUGCAGCUAGUGAAGACAGCAGCCAAAGGCCAGAGCUUCCAUCCCCCCACACCAACCUCCUCUGGAGGCUCGCCAUCUUCCAGUGGCAGCUCUCAUAAGACCCCAGCCUCGUCCUCUACUGCCCUGAGCCACCCAGCAAAACAGCACCCAGCCAACUCUGCGGGGCCAUCUUAUAAGAAUAAUCCAUUUGCUGGCUCUAUCUCCAAACAUGGGGUUUCUUCUGGCAGCUCUUCCUCUGGAGGAACCCGAGUGCAGAGCUCUGCUUCUGGGACCCUGCUCCCCAGCAUACAGCCUCCUUCCACAGGACAGUCCACCAACCAGCCUGUCCCAAGCUCGGCAGUGAAGAAACCACCUAUUUCCCAGAAGCUGACCCUGGUAGCCCCUCCUGGUGGUCCAAAUGGAGAUUCCGGUGGUGGUACCCAGGGAGUGGCAAAGUUACUGACCUCCUCCCUGAAGCCCGCCACAGUUAGUAGUGUGACAUCAUCUACCUCCUUGCCAAAAGGACCGGGUGGGGCUGUGCUGCUGACCAGCUCCUCUCCCUUAAACCUGCUGUCUUCAUCCUACAAGUCCAGCAACCCCAAGCUGCCUGGGGCCGUGAACUCUAACUCACUGGGGAUCCUUGCCCCUGUCCCAUUUCCACUCCACGUGCUCUCCUUCAGUGCGGAGUCCUCUGCUAAAGCGGGGGUCUCCAAGGAUGCCAUCGUCACAGGCCCAGCCCCUGGGACCUUCCACCACGGUCUCAGCCACAGUCUUCUGGCUGGCUUGCACUCCAGCCCGCCCCAUGCAGCAACUCUCCCACAUGCUGCCGUGUCCACCCAUGUCCCGCAGAGUCUGCCAGAUGCUUCUCAGCUUCACGGGAAGGGGCCUAGUGUGCCACGGAAGUUGUGACCACUUCAGAGGACAGGCUCGAUUGACUUGGGUCCACUGGAAGCUCAACGUGGAGGUCUCAGAUGGCGGGCGUCUCCUGCACACUCUGCAUACUGGUUUCCUUCCGAAGCAGGCAUGAGUUCCCGGAGCGUGUCCUGGCACUUCUGACAAGCCUCCAACUAAGGAGCAGCUCACGCUGCUGGUGAAGCACUUAUUGACCUGGUGCUCUGGGCCUCACAGCUCUGUUGCUGGAAGGUUGUUAGAGGGCAGCUCUGGGUGUGGGAGUGUGCUGGGCUCUUGGGAAGCGGGGAGUCCACAAGCUCUGGUUGCAGAUCCAUUGGCACAGCUGUUUAGGUCUGCCUGGCCCCCAGCACUCAGUCCAAGUACCUCACAGCACCUGAUGGGUCUGGGGCUCCUUCUGGCCACAUUAGGAUCCCUGGAUGGUCAGUGUUAUCCCAUCCCCAGGCUGUGUGCUCAAAAGGACAAGACCCAGGCCUGAGCCACAGGUGGGAGGCCCAUCUUGUCUCCUUGCAAAAUAUUAAGAACACUUACUGUGUGCUAUCUAUGGGGGACCAGUUUUUCCUCUGAACAUGACAAUGAAGCUCUUAUAGAGAAGAGACCUUUGUAGAUUCAAUUAUGGUAGGAUUUUUAAAGACAUCUAUCUUGGGCUCAGUUUUCGUCAUUACCAUUAAAUGCAUUGGAUAGAAUGGGACUGCUCUUCACACGUCACAUUAUAGGAAGACUCAAUUCCAGUGCCUUUAUGGUGGAGCAGAAUUCGACAACACAACGUCCAUUCAGCCCCCUGAGUGGAUCUGAGAUGAAGACCUUUUUUUAAAGAGAUGUCUGUAUUUAGGACAUAGCCAGUUUUAUUUAAUUGAGAUUUUUAUGGUUGCACAUCAUAACCUGCGCCGUCCUGACUUGAAAGUCAUCUGGGACCCCAACCCCAGGUCCCAGUUGAGCCAGGGCUCCCAGUUUGUUUUUCCAGAGUUGGUACAGGUAGACUGCACAGGAACCCCAAAGCCCUUUGUGUCUGAGGGCUGAGACAGGGAUUCCGAGUCACAGGUGACAUUCCAGUUUCUUAUUCUUAGAAAUCCUUCUUAGGCAGAGUUGCAGGGAUAGGCCUCUGUGAAGCGUCUGCUGCCUACAGUGGACCUGGAAGUGUUGAGCUCUCCAGACAGUGGGGUUCUGUGUGGACUGGGGUGCUGCCCAGAGGAACUGGAGAGUGAAUCUGAGACAGGUGAGGAUAGCAACUGUAGAACUCCUGUCACCAGGCUGGUCACACUCAGCCAGUGGCCAUUUCACAAGGACUUCGAGGGCCCUUGCUUAUUCUGUGAAUCUGUGCCACAAGGUGAGUCUGACUGCCCAGGUGAGCAAUUUGACAUGUUGAGAGAGCAUCCUCAGCAUGUGCACCUGGGUGAAACCAGAUAGUCUUUCGGUUCCUGACUCCCAGGUGCGAUGCUCAGUAACUCCCACUUCUGUGGAGGUUGGUGCCCUUCCCGCUGUGCUGGGAGCAAGACCUGUCAGCUACUCAGCCUGGCCUCUGCUCUGACUCUUUUUGUAUGUAAGAACCAAUCUGUUUCACAUUGGGCCACAUGGGUUCCUUAUCCCUUUAUUAUAUAUAUUUUUUGCAACUUGGAUUUCCAGUUUGUUUACAGAAUAGUCUUAGGUAGUAGCAAAAGAGCCAAAGAAGAGAUUUGUAUAGCUGAGCUCAAAGCCGAGCCGAGGCCGUCAGCGAAGGCUGAGCAGUGGGAACUCUCCAGGCUCCUCUGCCCAUGAACACCCAGGUCCCAGCCCCAGCACCCCUCACCUCCCUCCUCGCCCUUUGGUGCUCCCUCCUCCCCGUGUGCCACUGAGUGUGCAGCUGGAGCAGGAUACCCUUGUCCUUAGGAAUCUAGUGAUGCCUCUUGCCUCAGGGAAAUGUUUCUUUGAUGGGGAGUUUGAGAUUUCUUUUUCUUGUUUAUGUUUUGUUUGUGGUAACGAAAGAGUGAAUGAUAAACAGCCAUGGCAAGGCAGAUCUACAGCCCAGCUGCAGUGGAGGCGUGGGGCAGAGCACGCUCAAGGGGCUGCAGGGGUUCCCUUGGCGGGCGGAAGUCUCUGAGCACUUACCGGACAUGGCCGUUUCUUAGGUGUGAGAGGGGCUGUUACUUUUGUGCAGCGACUAUGUUGGUGUUGGGGGUGGUGUGGAAAUUGUUAAUCUUGUAUAAAGCAACUCAAUAAAUUGUUUCAAGGUUUCCAAAAA